Molecule: messenger RNA, 6104 nt
Organism: Phasianus colchicus (ring-necked pheasant)
Lineage: Eukaryota; Metazoa; Chordata; Aves; Galliformes; Phasianidae
Source: RefSeq, a predicted model, not a curated record
UUUUUUUUUGUCAGCUCCCUGCAGCUCAGAAUUGAGGAAAAUCCACUCCAGCAAACACCAUGCUGAUCAAACCUUCAGCUCUUCUGGGCUUUUGGUGCUUUCUCCUCCUGCCUCGUUCCUCCUGUUCCUGUCCUCCUCGCUGCCUGUGCUUCAGGACUACAGUAAGAUGCAUGCAUCUGAUGUUGGAAACCAUCCCUGACAUCCCACCUCAGACCAGCAUACUAGAUUUACGUUUCAACCACAUCAGGGAGAUACAACCUGGGGCCUUCAGGAGGCUGAAGAACCUCAACACGCUGCUGCUGAACAAUAAUCAGAUAAAGCAUAUCGUGAGAAGAUCCUUUGAAGAUCUGGAGAACCUGAAGUACCUCUACCUUUAUAAAAACGAAAUUCAGAGCAUCCAGCAACGUGCCUUCCGUGGGCUGCACUCCCUGGAGCAGCUCUACCUGCAUUUCAACAACCUGGAAACCCUGGAGCCAGAGACGUUCAGUGACCUGCCCAAACUUGAAAGGCUAUUCUUGCACAACAACAAAAUUUCCAGGAUUCAUCCAGGGACAUUCUCUCAACUGGAAUCCCUCAAACGACUGCGGCUGGAUUCCAAUGCACUGCUCUGUGACUGUGACCUGCUGUGGCUGGCUGAGCUGCUGCAGAAAUACGCCGAGCUGGGCAGCAUCCAGACUGCAGCCACCUGCGAGGCCCCGCGGGAGCUGCACGGUCGCUCCAUCGUCACCCUGACUGCCCAGGAGUUCAACUGUGAGAGGCCUCGCAUCACCUCAGAGCCCCACGACGUCGAUGUCCUCUUGGGAAACACGGUUUAUUUCACAUGCAGGGCAGAAGGCAACCCAAAGCCUGCGAUUAUUUGGCUCCACAACAAUAAUGAGAUUGACAUGAAAGAUGACAAUCGCUUGAACCUGCUGCAAGAUGGCACCCUGAUGAUCCAGAAUACCAAGGAGUCAGACAAAGGUGUCUACCAGUGCAUGGCCAAGAACAUCGCUGGGGAGGUCAAGACCCAAGAAGUCGUCCUGCGCUAUUUUGGCACCCCAUCCAAGCCCACUUUUGUGAUCCAGCCGCAGAACACUGAAGUGCUGGUUGGGGAAAGCGUCACCUUGGAGUGUGGGGUCUCUGGGCAUCCCCACCCUCGCGUCACCUGGACACUUGGCACAGGCUCUCCUUUACCACAGGAUCCCCGCUUCACCAUCACCAGCUCUGGAGGACUCUUCAUCCAGAACGUCACCUUCUCGGACCAGGGACAGUACAACUGCAAUGCCAGCAAUACUGAGGGAUCCAUCCGGGCGACGGCGAGGAUCAUAGUGCAAGAUUCUCCCAGGUUCCUCCUUGUCCCCACUGAUCAGACAGUAACCGAGGGACAAAGUGUGGAUUUUCCAUGCUCUGCUGAAGGUCACCCCCCACCUGUGAUUGCCUGGACGAGAGCAGGGGGACCGCUGCCGAGCGACCGGAGGCACAGCAUCCUCUCCACGGGGACCCUGCGAGUGAUGAGGGUGGCCCUGCAUGACCAAGGGCAGUACGAGUGCCACGCCAUCAGUGCCAUUGGUGUGAGGACCCUGCCUGUGCAGCUGGCCGUGACCCCGCGGGUGAUUCCUGUGUUCCUUCACCCCCCACAAGACCUGGUGGCAGAGACAGGCCAGGACGUGGCCAUCACCUGCGCUGCCCAGGGGGACCCACGGCCCACCAUCACCUGGGUGAAGGAGGGGAUUCAGAUCACGGAGAGCGGCAAGUUCCACGUGAGCCAGGACGGGACCCUCUCCAUCCAGGAUCUUGGAGUGGCUGACCAGGGCAGAUAUGAGUGCAUAGCACGGAACCCCUUUGGCUUCACCUCCAGCGCCAUGCAGCUCACCAUCACCGCCACGGACGUCGGUCGCAGUGGUGACACAUUUGUAGCCACAUCCCUGCAGGAAGCCAUCAGCAGUGUGGACCAUGCCAUCAAUUCAACACGCACUGAGCUGUUCAGCAGACGCCCCAAGACACCCAACGACCUGCUGGCCCUCUUCCGCUACCCACGGGAUCCUUACACCAUUGAAACAGCCAGGGCAGGUGAGAUCUUUGAAAGGACUUUGCAGCUGAUUCAGGAGCACGUGCAGCAAGGUUUGAUUGUGGAUAUGAAUGUCACAGGCUAUCGUUACAACGAUUUGGUGUCUCCUCACUACCUGAACAUGAUUGCCAACCUGUCUGGCUGUUCUGCUCACCGCCGCACACCCAACUGCUCCGAUAUCUGCUUCCACAAGAAAUACAGGACCCACGAUGGUUCCUGCAACAACCUGCAGCACCCGAUGUGGGGUGCUUCUCUCACCGCCUUCCAGAGGCUCCUCAAACCUGCUUACCAGAACGGAUUUAACCUCCCCCGGGGGUUUUCCUUGGCAGAAGAUGCCAGGGACCUGCCCCUUCCCUUACCCAGGCUUGUCUCCACUGCCAUGGUCGGGACUGAGACCAUUACCCCAGACGAGCAGUUCACACACAUGCUCAUGCAGUGGGGCCAGUUUCUGGACCAUGACAUGGACCAGACGGUGGCAGCCAUCAGCAUGUCCCGCUUCUCAGAUGGAGCACCCUGCAGCCAGGUGUGCAGCAAUGACCCACCCUGCUUCUCUGUCCUGAUCCCCGCCAAUGAUCCACGUGUCAGGAAUGGGCGCUGCAUGUUCUUUGUGCGCUCCAGCCCCGUGUGUGGCAGUGGGAUGACCUCCCUGCUGAUGAACUCUGUCUAUGCCAGGGAGCAGAUCAAUCACUUGACCUCUUACAUCGAUGCCUCCAAUGUGUAUGGCAGCACCGAGCAGGAAUCACGUGAGCUGCGGGAUUUGAGCAACCAGAAUGGAUUACUGAAGCGAGGGAGGAUGGUGCCCAGCUCGGGGAAGCACCUCCUGCCCUUCGCUGUGGGGCCUCCCACUGAAUGUAUGAGGGAUGAGAAUGAGAGUCCUGUGCCAUGCUUCCUGGCUGGAGACCACCGUGCCAACGAGCAGCUAGGGCUCACGGCCAUGCACACGCUGUGGUUCAGGGAGCACAACCGCAUUGCUGCUGAACUGUCUGUCCUCAAUCCCCACUGGGAUGGAGACCUCCUGUACCACGAGGCGCGGAAGAUCGUGGGUGCCCAGAUGCAGCACAUCACCUAUGCCCAAUGGCUCCCCAAGAUCCUUGGGGAAGCAGGAAUGAAGAUGCUGGGUGAGUACAAAGGCUAUGACCCCAACGUCAACGCGGGGAUUCUCAACGCUUUCGCCACUGCUGCCUUCCGCUUUGGGCACACUUUGAUCAACCCCAUCCUGUACCGACUGAAUGAAACCUUCCAGCCCAUCCGCCAGGGCCACGUCCCCCUGCACAAGGCCUUCUUCUCCCCUUUCAGGAUCACGCAGGAGGGUGGGAUUGAUCCACUCCUCCGUGGGCUCUUUGGGGUUCCUGGGAAAAUGAGGGUCCCUUCAGAACUCCUCAACAUGGAGCUGACAGAGAAGCUCUUCUCCAUGGCACACUCUGUCUCCCUGGACUUGGCUGCUAUCAAUAUCCAGAGAGGACGAGACCAUGGCAUCCCACCUUACAAUGACUUCAGGGUCUUCUGCAACCUCUCAUCUGCACAGGAGUUUGAGGACCUCAGAAAUGAGAUAAAGAACUUGGAGAUCAGGGAAAAACUCAGGAGCUUAUAUGGAACUACCAAAAAUAUUGACCUGUUUCCAGCCCUGAUGGUGGAGGAUCUUGUCCCUGGUACCAGAGUUGGACCAACGCUGAUGUGCCUGUUAACAACACAGUUCAGGAAGCUGAGGGAUGGAGAUAGGUUUUGGUAUGAGAACCCAGGAGUCUUCACGCCGGCGCAGCUGACUCAGCUCAGACAGUCGUCCCUGGCUCGUGUCAUCUGUGACAACAGCGACCACAUCCAGCAGCUCCAGAGGGACGUCUUCCGUGUGGCAUCGUACCCACAGGGCAUGGUGGGCUGCGAGGAGAUCCCUGCUGUGGACCUCCGCUUUUGGCAGGACUGCUGUGAGGACUGCCAAACACGUGGGCAAUUCAGGGCUCUUUCUCAGCGGUUCCGAAGCAAGAGAUCUCCUGGAUUCAGCUACCCUGAAGAAAACCCUGCCAAGCACAAGCCUGCCUCCCCCAGCAAUGAGGCGCCUUCUCCAAGCUCUUCUUCCAGAGAGAAUCUUGAAUCCCUUGUGGCUGAACUGGAGAAGGCAGUCACUUCCCUACGGAAACAGGUGCAUGUACUAGGGAGCCAGCUGAGGUGGCACCACAGGAACACCAGCAUGUAUGAACAGGGGAAGAAGACUGGGGACAAAUGGAGAAAAAGUUGACCGUGUUGCCUCCUCAUAUAUGAGGUAUCUGGUGAUCUGUGCUCUUGCUCUCUGUCAGCCAGUCCAACCCAUCCUUCAAGGGAUCCAAGCAACCCAUGAGCCCCCACGAUGCUCUGCCACCUCCUGUGCCACCUCUUGUCCCAGAACAGCUGUCCUUCUGCCUGUAUUGAGCCCUGCACUGCAGCCCCUCAGCCCCUGCACCGUUCCAGCCCUUGUCAGCCUCUGGGGAUGGGCUCUGCCACCACACUGUCCUGCUAGAUGGUGCCAAGAUGCCACUUUCUUCCACAGUCCUCAAGAAAUAGAGGAUAAUUGAAGCUGCCUUAGAUUCACCAUUGUGCCCUUCUCUUCCCAUCCAUCCUUGACAUCAUCUUCAACCCUGGUCUGAAAUGUCAACUGAAAGAAUUCAUUAUGAGACAAAGCCUCUCUCAGAUGCACUAUGUUCAAGCCAGGAAACAUCUGGAAAAAUCUGUAUGUGGUUUGAAAAAAGGAAAAUUGAACAAGCAUGAGAUAUUCUAAUGCUAACAGAAAGACCAAAAGGAACCUGAGGGCCCUGGAAAGCACUGUGUGGGCUGGGCUGGGUCCAUGCCAGCAGCAGCGAGCUGGAUUCAGAGCCUGGGGAAGUCUUGCAGCUGCUUGGGUGCUUCAAGUCAGGCUGUGGCAGACCACCAUGCUGAGGCCUGCUGCUGUGCUUUGCCACCUAAUUGAUAAUGGGUGGCACGUCCUCAGUGCUGUGACCCUAUGAGUGACCUCCUGUUGCUUGCCUGGUGCUCAAAAACAUUUUCCUUGACACGAACUGCAUUCUCCAGGGUUCUGCCCUUCUGAGGUUUAAUUGGAUUUAUGUUUCUCUUUCUUUUUUUUUAAAAAAAAAAAAAACUCCCAAUGGCUCUUCACUGGAAGAUGUGUUUUGAGUGUAAAUGUAACAGGACCUGGAACAGAACCUCUGAUAAUUAGAUGUAAUGGGCGCUCUCAUUAAUGAGGGGGAGCUGCUGGUUUCUGUCAAUUAGUACUGGAGAACACGAUGUGCAGUAUUUGACACACUGAUGAAUGCGAAGUGCUGCUUGUGUUUAUUGCUCCUAGGUGCUCUGCAACGAAACCAGGACUGUGCUACCAGCUCUCCUGAGCCGGUCUUCUGGUUUCCUUGCUCUUUGGAGGUGCUUUUUAGUGGUGCUAGAACUGAGGUCCCUGUGCAUCCACCACAGCCGCAUAUCUGUGGGCAGAUUGGUUCUUAAUCCAUCUGUGUAAGCCAAGCACAGGGGCUGAGAGAAGAUACUUGAUCUGUUUGAUAGCUGUGCCUUAUCUUUCUCGCUUUUCCUGUGUCCUCCCACCUGCCUUCCCCAGUGCAAGGACCCACAUCUUUUAUGAACGCGCUUUCCCUCGUCUUCUCCUCCUUUUUUUUUAGGUGUGUGAUAGUACCAAGGGGAUUCAAAGCAACAGAGAUGCUCCUGGAACUUAAUAGGAAAAUAAAAAAGAUAGGAGAAAAAGGUGGUGAUUUCUCAGCAAUUUCCUGGCGUGGGACUCCAAGCCAUGUGUGCAUGUCCUGUGCAGACAGAGGCUGCAGUGAUGAGUGUGUGUUACGCAUGUCUGGUAAGCUCAGAGGCAGCAUUUAGUCCUCGGGGAUGUUUGUCACGUUGAAGUACUCUUUCAUUUAGGUGCAAAUCAAGGUCCAAAGCCUUGCAUGUUCUCUAUCAGCUGCACUCAGUCUCUUGCUUGUACCACCAGAGAAUCUAAUCUGGCAGAGGUCAAUAAAGGUAAAUCAGUCUCCAGUCUCCUUCUGCAAACCACAAGUUUACCAAGUCCCCAUUCAAAGCAGCAAGACAUAAAUGG